Molecule: messenger RNA, 4815 nt
Organism: Gigantopelta aegis
Lineage: Eukaryota; Metazoa; Mollusca; Gastropoda; Neomphalida; Peltospiridae
Product: UDP-galactose/UDP-glucose transporter 7-like
Exons: 3
Coding region: 172-1296 (374 amino acids)
Cellular component (GO): Golgi apparatus
Molecular function (GO): antiporter activity
Source: RefSeq, a predicted model, not a curated record
GAUAGGGUGUGGUGGUGGCCAAUUUUUUUUUUCGAGUUUUGUUAUAUUAUUAUGUAUAAAAGAAAGUGACUAAGUACUGGAAUGUCACUGAACAGACAUGCGGACACUUCAUUCUAAAAGGACACCCAUUAAUUCAUAAUUGUUGUGUUAUCAGUCAUUAACUGGUCAGAUAUGUCUGGGAGUAGCAACAACAACAACAGCAGCAGCAGCAGCAACAAACAUCACCAUGACAACAAAAAUGAGGUUGUUAUGGAGAUCCAGACGGAACCCAUGACGAGUCUGGAGACUAGAAUUAAAGGCUUUCUUGCGGCCUUGCUUUAUGGCGUCUGCUCAGUGUCUGCCGCCUUCAUCAACAAGAUGCUGCUGGCAACAUUCGAGUUCGACUAUCCGGUGUUCAUCAUGACCGUCCAGAUGAUCUUCACCAUCAGUCUGCUCGAGCUGCUGAGUGUCUCCGGCGUCAUCGUGCUGCCGAGCUACACAUUGUCACGCGGUCGGGACUUCCUGUGGCCUGCGAUGUUCUACGGAGCCAACGCCGUGUUCUCGUUAUCGGCACUCUCUCACAUGAACAUCGCUAUGUACGGCGUUCUGAAGCGGUGCGUUCCACUCACCACCCUGGUGUUCUCCGUGUGUAUCCUCAAGAAAGACCGACCCACGAAGAUGGUCAUCGCGUCCAUUGUUCUCCUGACAUCCGGAUGUAUCAUCGCAGGGUACGGAGAUCUUUCAUUUAUUUGGUCAGCUUACUUCUGUGGAGCAGUGAGCAAUGUGACGCAGACUCUGUACCUGCUGCUCGUUCAGAAGUAUGCCACGAAGAACCAGUCUACGGUGGACACGUUACAACUGAACAGCUUCAACACCCUCCCCAUCCUGGCCAUCACCGCCCUCGUCAACGGCGAGAUGGGCAGUGUCUGGCAGUACAGCCAGUACUCCAACCCCAUGUUCAUCUUCGUCUUUUUUUUAACCAUCUCCAUGGGAUGUCUUCUCAACUACUCUCUGUUCCUGUGCACGGGAUUGACGUCUGCUCUGACCACCAGUGUUGUUGGAGGCUUGAAGGCCAUGGUUCAGACGAUACUAGGGAUAUUUACGUUUGGUGGUAUUAGUCACAACGUAGCUACCUAUCUGGGACUGAGUCUGAAUCUGGGCGGAGGGAUCAUGUAUCUUGUCAUGAAGUUUAAAGACAGUCAGUUGAAGGAGGUGGGUUUAAAGAAAGUGAUGAGCUUUUCACAGAUGACCAAUGGAUACACUAAAAAGCUGAACAAUAAUGCUAAAAAUGGUUUACAUGUACAUGUCAAAUCUUGAUGGUUGUAUGCAUGUAAUUGUAGGGGAAAAAACACUUGGGUUGGUUUUAGGUAUGUGGAUUUGUUUUAGAUAAUAGGGUUGUUAUGAUUUUAAAACAUUAUUAUUGCAGUAUUUUUCUUUCUUAGGGAUCACCAUUUAUGGUUAGCUCUGCCACUUGCCAAAUUCGCCUAUUGUGAAUUUUAGGAACAAUUGGCGAAUUUUAUUUUAAUUUGGCAAACAAAUUUGAAGUAAUAAUUGGUGUUUUGUAGGAGAAUAACUGGGUUUUGUAGGAGAAUAACUGGGUUUUGUAGGAGAAUAACUGGGUUUUGUCUUUUUAAAGAUAAUUUGGCGAAAUGUUUUGCUCACCCAGAGCUAGCCGCGCCAUUGCUACACAAAUUGCUGUGAUGUUUAAAACUGAAAUCCAGGUUCACAUGGUCGAAAAAUAUCUAAAAUCACAAUUCAUUUUGUACAUCAAAACUACAGUGAAACCUGUCUAAACUGGACACAUGCUGGACCAAGUAAAAAAGUUUGUUUUAAGGGAUAUCUGGUUGAGAGAGGUUCUGCUCUACUGGUAUUUAAACAGAGACCAUUAAAAAUGUCUGGCUUUAAGGGGAUUCUGGUUUACAGAGAAUCUGGUAUAGAGAGGUUUCAAUAUAUAUAUAUAUAUAUAUAUAUAUAUAUAUAUAUAUAUAUAUAUUGUUUUCGAAACUGGAUCAAAACUAAGACAUAAACUACAAACAAAAUGUAAUUUUAACUCUUUAGAAACAUUAAUACAGAUAAUCUAUUAUUACUAAUAUUAGUGUUAACUAAUAUGUAUUUCUAGGAACAUUUUAUUUUAAUGAAGAAUGUUUGAAAUUGUGUCUGAAUUGUGAUGGUGAUAAUUUUAUAUGUAUACAGCAUAAUACAGCUUACACAGUAAUGUUUUUCAUGUAGAUCCCUCUUUACAGGGUCCAGUCUUUGUAUAAUAUAACAUAUAUUUAUGAGAAAACUGAUGCAUUUUGAAGAACCACUCUAUUUAAUGCAAGAUCAAAGUGUAUAUGGUCAGGUGCCUUGUUUUGGUGGAUGUGUAGAUUGCUUGCAGUAGUAUAUAUAACAAGACCCCAAAAAAGAAGUUUUUUUAUGCAUCAAUAGGGGGAACAAGACCCACAUCCCACUGCAUAUACAUUGUAGAGGUCGGUUUUAUUUGUUAAAUUUUAGAAGAGAGAUUUGUUUAUAAAGGCCCGACCACCUUUCUUUUCGGUUUCCACUUGACUUCAAUGGACAUGGUUUGAGUUUGGAGUUUUCCUUCUCCUAGGAGAGUUUCCUUACUUGGAUUCUGAGCCUCUCCAGCCAAGUUUUGAUUUUGGAGUUUGCUUCUCCUAGACAGUUGUCCUCCUUGACUCACAUCCUCUGUCUGUCUGGUCCAUAUCAGUCUAGUCUCUACCCUUUGACCAGUCCAGCUUGGGUGACCCUACCAGGAGCUGAUGCUCCAGCUGGCAUAGUUCUCCGAGUCAUUGAGACAUACAAGCUACGUCACCACGUCAAGAAAUGGACCGUGAGAUAGAACACAUAUUCAAAUAGCUUGCUUUACACAAGAUUAUACAAGCUACGUCACCACGUCAAGAAAUGGACCGUGAGAUAGAACACAUAUUCAAAUAGAUUGCUUUACACAAGAUUAUACAAGCUACGUCACCACGUCAAGAAAUGGACCGUGAGAUAGAACACAUAUUCAAAUAGAUUGCUUUACACAAGAUUAUACAAGCUACGUCAAAACGUCAAGAAAUGGACCAUGAGAUAGAACACAUAUUCAAAUAGAUUGCUUUACACAAGAUAUAGAACACAUAUUCAAAUAGAUUGCUUUACACAAGAUUAUACAAGCUACGUCACCACGUCAAGGAAUGGACCAUGAGAUAGAACACAUAUUCAAAUAGCUUGCUUUACACAAGAUUCUUAUAUGUACAUGAAGACUGCGGAUUGUUGAUUUUCUGACAUGCUGAAUCAUUCGUACCAUCAGACAUUGCCCAUUGUGAUAAGAUUUUUGAAGUUCAUGAAUGAGAAAUUUAACAUGUUAUCCAUACUUCAAAACCGAUGCUGCUGUAUUGUUAAACAAACAUGCUGUAAAGAAAUCCAGUAUAGGUAUUAAACAUUCGUAGUUCUUUUUUGCACACCCUCAUUGGUAAAAAAGAAAAAUUGUGCUUGCUGUGUGUCCUAUGCAAUUUGUAGCAAUAAUUUGACAAUUGAAUUUUUAUUGUCUUUGCUUGGAGAAUAAAUUGACUAACAAGUGGAUUGUAUCAGUCCCAUACAGUAAACCCAAUUCUUUACAAAUCGGGGUUAAUAUCUGUUACAAUGACUUGAUCUGUAUGUUUCUAACUUAAUCAGUGUUUCUUUUUUCUAUUCACAUGACAUUGAUCAGGAUGGGACUGACUAGGUUUCAUCUCCAUCCACGUGUCUUUCAGUCUCUCCCACUUAUUGUUUUCAAAACUUUUAUUUCCUAAUGCCUCAAGAUAACAUUUUGAGUAUAGGUUUAUCAUGUAGUGCUAAAGAUCAAAUUCGACUUUCAUGUUGAUCUACACUUUUUCCCCCAGAUUUAUGGCCCUUGAACUUGGUAUAUAUAAAACAAAUUGUGCUCGAUAAUGGCAGGGUUUGACAAAUACACUAGCCCUCCAUCCUGGCUAGUGAAUGUUUGGUAUGGGCUAGUGGAUUUUAUCAACUCUAUUACUAGAAUAUAUAGGCCAUUAGCAAAAGCUUCUGUGAGGGCUAGGGACUUUCUUCAACAUUUGUCGAACACUGAUAAUGGACAUGUAUUGCUUUAGCAAUACUCUCAGAAUGUUCAAUUUGUAGUGAGCUGAAUACGAUUUGUCUGCUUCUAAUAUUAAUUUACCAAAUUGAGACAUCCGACAUCUUUAACAGUGUGGUAUUGAAUUCUGCUUACCCGUAGUUAUGAUGUGGGUUUGGUAAUUGAGUGUUGUAUGGCAACAUCAUCUACAGAUAAUUAGUAAAGUGCCUCUGCUACUUGUAGGAAAAUGUAUAUGACAAAGGGGCAGGUUUUUUUGUUUGUUGAACUGUUUGUUUUUAAAUCUAAUUCUUUCAAGUUUAAAACAAAAAUAUCAUGAUGAAACAGGCGUGACGGCAAUCUUUCAAAAUGUGGGAAAUUUUAGGUGAAAUUCAUAAAAACUAGUGUUGUGAAUAUAUAUACUCAACAAAAUUAACAAACAUUCCAUUAGUACACAAAUGUUUAAAAAAGUUUUUUCAUAUUAUGUAUAAUCAUUGUGACAUGCAUGAACUUUAUUUUAUAAUAGUUUACAUACUGUUAGAUCUCAUUGGGCCAGAUGUACAAAGACUGUUUUUCUCUCACAAGUGGAUAACUACAUAUAUUUACAAUGCUUAAAUUCAAGAAAAACGGUUUUGUAACUUCAGCUAUAUCCAUUUGAAACAUGCAACAUGUUUUGUGAUAUCGGUUGAUAUUUGGGAUGAAAUUGUUACUUUAAUAUUCUACUGUAUGUACAUUUUGCAAUAUAUUUAUUUACAAACAGUUGUGGUGAAAUAAAAUAUUUUGGGUUA